Messenger RNA from Coccinella septempunctata (seven-spotted ladybird), 2413 nucleotides. Its product is annotated as kelch-like protein 10. NCBI's taxonomy places the organism in Eukaryota, Metazoa, Arthropoda, Insecta, Coleoptera, Coccinellidae. The record is from RefSeq and is a predicted model, not a curated record. The transcript has 6 exons. Bases 113 to 2191 code for a protein of 692 amino acids. Gene Ontology annotation, molecular function: protein binding.
GCGUUGCCUUUGACAAAACAAAAAACGUACUUCAUAUAUCCAAGUGAUAAAUAUCUAUUGUCGAAGUUUAACGUUAAAUUUCAGUGAUGACAUCGCAACAUUGUAGAUAUUGAUGAUGAAGAUCCUUAACGCUGCCAAGUACCUGACUCAAAUUUAUCUCAACAAUCUGGCGCAAAACAAUGAAAUGGGCGAGCCUGAUAGUGGAGGCAGGGCCCUCAAUGUCGGCAAUGGAAGGUGUAUGAGUAUACAGGCUAUGCAAGCCCUCUUCGAAUUCUGGGAGAAACACCAGCUUUGCGAUGCUACCAUUGUACUGGACGAUGGCACGGAAAUUCCUGUUCAUAGAGCUGUUUUUUGCGCUUGCAGUUCGUAUUUCAGGGCCCUUUUUACCACUCCCCUGCACAACGAAUACAAGAGUAGGGUACAUCUGCCCGGAGUUUCAAAGGAGAUGAUGCAGACCCUACUGGAGUACAUCUACUUACGGAAACUGGACAUCAACGACCAGAACGUCUACGACGUCCUCAUGACCGCCGACUACCUCAGCAUCCUGGGAGUCUUGGACAUCUGCUGCGACUACCUGGAGAGCAUACUGAAACCGAGAAAUUGCAUCGGGAUCAUGCUCUUCGCCAGAAAUCACUUUUGUCGAGAACUUGCAAACAAGGCCUGGAAAUUCAUAAUGAAGAACUUCCCGCAACUGGCCGUCCAGAGCGACGAGCUGCUGGAACUGCCGCUCAAGGACUUCCAGGAGAUCAUAAAUGCGGACUAUUUGAACGUCAAGAGCGAGGAGACGGUCUGGGAGACGAUACUCAAAUGGAUCAACCACGAGUCGGACAACAGGAAGGUCCACAUAGUCGAUCUCAUGAAGUGCAUCAGACUGGGACUGCUCGACACCCAGUUUUUCCUGGAAAGGGUGAAGGAUCACCCGUUCGUUACGUCCUGCGAGGAGAGCCGGCCAAUGAUAAUUGAGACGUUGAAGUUUUUGUACGAUUUGGAGAUGAUAACUUCUCGAGAUGGUGAAGUGAUAACUCCAGAGAUAGCCAGACCGAGGAUUCCACACGAGAUACUAUUCGCGAUUGGAGGAUGGAGCGGGGGUUCUCCCACGAAUUUCAUCGAGACUUACGACACAAGAGCUGACAGAUGGGUGCGCGUGGAGGAGGUCGAUCCAACUGGUCCUAGGGCGUACCACGGUACCGCUGUGGUCGGUUACAACAUUUACGUCAUAGGCGGUUUCGAUGGAAUGGACUACUUCAAUUCUUGCAGGUGUUUCGACGCGGUGAACAAAGUGUGGAAGGAAAUAGCGCCGAUGCACGUACGACGUUGUUACGUGAGCACGGCCGUCUUGAGGAGCAAAAUUUACGCCAUGGGUGGCUACGAUGGACAUCACCGACAGAACACAUCCGAAAAAUACGACCACACGACCAACCAGUGGUCGCUGAUCGCGCCGAUGAAUAUGCAGAGGUCCGAUGCGAGCGCGUGUACGCUGAAUGAUAAGAUAUACAUCACAGGUGGAUUCAACGGGCAAGAAUGCAUGCAUUCGGCGGAAGUCUACGAUCCGGAAACCAACCAAUGGACCCUCAUCAACCCGAUGCGUUCCAGAAGAUCGGGGGUCUCCUGCAUAGCCUACCACGGCCACGUCUACGUCAUCGGAGGCUUCAACGGGAUAUCCAGGAUGUGCAGCUGUGAGAAAUACAACCCACAAGCCAACAGCUGGUCGCAGAUCCCCGACAUGUACAACCCUAGGAGUAACUUCGCGAUCGAAGUGAUAGACGAUAUGAUUUUCGCCAUAGGCGGCUUCAAUGGUGUCACUACCAUCUACCACGUCGAAUGCUAUGACGAGAAGACGAACGAAUGGUAUGAAGCCACCGAUAUGAACAUAUAUAGAUCGGCUCUUUCGGCUUGCGUGAUCGACGGACUACCAAACGUAAACGACUACAUCCAUAAGCACAGAGACAGGCUGAUGGAGGAGAAACGUCAAAAGCUCAUAGCUAUCGAGAACCAAAGGCAGAUGGCCGGGGUGGCUAACAAUGCUAACAACGUGAACCAACAGGAGAACAUCGUGGCUGCGGUGAACGCUAACAUGCAGCAGCUGAACAUACUGCAGCAAUUGAACGCGAACGUGAACCCGACCUUGCCUGAACAUGAUGACGGAGGGGUGAUGGAGGUGGACGACAACGAUGAGGAUGGCUUGUUGUAAUAUGGUUCCUUUUCGGUACUUUCGGGGAAAAUUUUUUAUGACUCAAUAAAAGACUUACUAAUGUGACUGUGCUUUGAUAACUAGAGUAAUUAGGUAAUCCAUUUUUAUAUAUCUACUGUAUAUUCAUAUACUUUUAUAAUAUUAUUUCCGAAUAUCGACAUCUUUGUUUCAUUUUUCCAACUAUCAACUGUUUUAUUGACAAUAAAUCUGGUUUGUAUUUUU